Messenger RNA from Emiliania huxleyi CCMP1516, 963 nucleotides. RefSeq lists its product as hypothetical. Gene Ontology annotation, molecular function: hydrolase activity, hydrolyzing O-glycosyl compounds. NCBI's taxonomy places the organism in Eukaryota, Haptophyta, Isochrysidales, Noelaerhabdaceae. The record is from RefSeq and is a predicted model, not a curated record. The transcript is spliced from 2 exons. The coding region runs from base 1 to 963 and encodes 320 amino acids. Gene Ontology annotation, biological process: carbohydrate metabolic process.
AUGCUCAUCGGCCCAAUCGACUUCCCCGGCACGCCAGAGGGGCAGAUAAGCUUCUCUGCUGAGGCUUACGGCGGCACUGCGGCAGUUAAGGAAGCCGCUAUGAUGACCGUGGCGGGCAGCGCGAGGCUGUACCAGGCAUCAUCCUCUGCGUGGAGCGAGCCUAGAAUAGGGCGCCUGCAUCUACUUGGCAAGCGCCUCCGCUUCAGCGUGGACCUUUCCAGGGUCGAAUGCUCGUGUAAUGCUGCAGUGUACCUCGUGAACAUGCGCACGGCGUCAUACUGUGACGCCAACACUGCACCGUCGUGCACGGAGCUUGACCUCCUCGAGGCCAACUUGCACGCGAUGCAAACAGCCGUGCACACCACCACGGGCAUAGGACGCGACGGGACUUGCAACCAGGACGGGUGCACUGCCGGUGUCGGAAGCAGCCCUGCGGCUGCAAGCGCUGGGGCUCGCGCUUUCUUUGGCAUUGGCGGACGAAUCGACACCCUCGCGCCGUUUGACGUAGUGGCUACCUUUGAGUCCUCGGGCCAGCUUGGCCUUAGCCUUGAGCAGUCCGGGCAGACAGUUCAAGUAUAUGACUCGUCACAUGCUGGAAAUGCGCCCGGGUCCCCGCCACUCACUCCGGAGGACAUCGAAGCCUCACGCCGAGCGCUGGAGGAUGGAAUGACGCUGGUGGUCUCGCUUUGGCAGUCGCCUCAGAUGGAGUGGCUCGACGCUCCUUCUUGGCCACUCGUGGCCCUUGGCAACGCCAACCCGGCGACCACAUUUUUCGGUGCAGCGUUGUCGGCGCUCGUGGUUGCUAUCUUUUGCCGCCGUACCAGCACGAGACGCGUUGUCUCGUUCCGCAACUUUGACGGUCGGGCGGCGCGGUACGGCCGUGCGAUCUCGUCGGAAGAGACGACCAUCUGGGGCAGUAAGAGAGGGUCUCUGAGCACUGCCACGGUGCCAGGCAGCGCUUGA